Molecule: messenger RNA, 1482 nt
Organism: Quercus robur (English oak)
Lineage: Eukaryota; Viridiplantae; Streptophyta; Magnoliopsida; Fagales; Fagaceae
Product: cyclic nucleotide-gated ion channel 1-like
Exons: 5
Coding region: 198-1130 (310 amino acids)
Biological process (GO): monoatomic ion transport; transmembrane transport
Cellular component (GO): membrane
Molecular function (GO): monoatomic ion channel activity
Source: RefSeq, a predicted model, not a curated record
AAAACAUAUAACUUGAUCGGUGUAUUUUUAGAGUUCUACUUGCAAUAUCACGGUUCAGCAAUGACCAUGAGGAGCUUGUUAAAUGGUAUAAAAUCUUACUUGUAUCAUCGCGCGCGAUCGCACUAUCACUGGAUCCCUUGUUCUUUUUUGUUCCUGUCAUCCAUGAAGACAAGAAGUGCAUCAGUGAAGACAAAAAAAUGUGGAUCAACGCCAUUUUUUGGCGAUCGUUCCUAGAUAUCAUUUACAUGGUGCACUUUGUAGUGAACUUUUAUAUUGAGAAGAACAAAGAUAAGUCAAAUACUACAAGCGCAAAUGAGUCAAAAGGUCAAAGGUACAAGUUUUGGAACUUCAGCCAAGAAGAAAAAGAGUUGUGGAAGUUGCGGAUGUGGUUCAUGUUCGACAUUAUGGUUAUUCUUCCCAUUCCACAGGUGUUAAUGUCAAACAUACUUUUAGAAAUGAGACACGCGAAAUAUACAUAUACUGUGACAAUCUUGAACGUUGUUCUUCUUAUCCAAUAUGUGCCAAGAGUUCUUCAAAUCUACCUAUCCUUGAAGGAACUGGAAGGAUCGGUUAUUCCCAUAAAGAUCAGAGCUUCAUUCAAUUUCUUUCUAUACCUCCUGGCUGGUCAUGUAUUUGGAGCCUUUUGGUAUUUUUUCUCGACUCAACGACUGACAUCUUGUUGGCGUAAAGUGUGUUUACAUCAAGGUGGAAGCGUCCAAGGUUCUUUUAACUGUGACCACCGUUUUGGAAAUCUCUCUGCUUUACAUGAUUUCUGCUCUAUUGAUUCAACAAAUACAAGUACCUUUGAUUUUGGAAUAUUUCUCGAAGCCCGUAAGUCUGGGAUCUUAGAGUCCAUGGAUUUUCCAAAAAAAUUAAUUUACUCUGCCUGGUGGGGCUUGCGAAAUUUAAGUUCUUUUGGUUCAAACCUCCAAACAAGUACAUACAUAUGGGAAAACGCCUUUGCACUUGGAAUUUCUAUCUUUGGCCUGUUAUUAUUUCUUUAUUUCUUGGGAAACUUGCAGGUUUACAUGCAGCGUGGUGCUUCAAAAUCACUUGAAAAAUCUGAAAGUGUUCAGAAUUUGGAAUUUGAAAAAUCUGGAAGAGUUCAUAAUUUGGAAUCACCCGUAUGAUGCUGUUGUUGAACCCAAGACAACUUCUAUUUUACAAAGACUCUGAUUGCUGAUGCUUUAAGAAAACUAGUUCUGAAUCUAGGUGUACCUGAUAUUGUUAAUGCAAAGCAGUGGUUUGUUUUGAUGUCUUUGCUGUUUUCAGAUUUGUCUUUCUAGUGAUGGAGUGGCUACUUGUUUGGAUUCUGAAUAAUGAUGGCAAAAUUAGGGAAAGGACAACGUGUGAAUUCUGUUUGAUGAACGGUAUUAAAUUCAAUAAGGAUUGUGUUUGUAUUUAGUUUAUUUACACCUAUUGUAAUCCUAAUCCGUGUGAUGUGAUGUAUAAGAUUUGGUUAUCUGAUCUUAUAUUUCACAA